GUUUUGGCUUUUUGCGAAAUGCAAGACAUUUGUUUUUUAGGUUAUGUACUAUGUCAUAUUUUAUAAACUUCAAAAGUUGCAGUUAUUUUGUUACAAAAAAUUACACAAGUUACAUCAAUUGAAAGGUUAUGUGAGUUGGAUUACGUUAAAAAUUUUCCAAUCGUUACACCAAGAUUAUAACCUUAAAAUAGUCACAUGUACGAUGUUCUGUACCAAAUAUAACUUAUUUUCUUUGAAACACGAACAACUCCAACAUGUUUUCAAACACUAUUCGGUUCAUCGACCAUCCGUUGUAGUAAAAAAAUUCAUACCAAAUCCAAACAAAUCUCGAAUAAAAACAACAGAGCCUGCCCCAUGUACAUUUGAGGUACGUGGAGGUCCUCGUGUAAACGAAUUAAAUAUUCAAAUGUUGUCGUCACAACUUUUUGAGCAAGUUUUCAAAGGACUAGUUGUGAAUAAGUGUGAUGAAGCUAUUGUUAGAGAGUGUCUUAAAAGCCUGCAAGAACACAACAUGGUGCAAAAACCGGAGAGCUACAUGAAGGACGUGGAAUUUCAAAUACCACCACUCGAGGGUAAAAAUAUCGAAGAGCAUUUUCACGUCAUUGGAGAUCAACAACUAAAACCUUAUCGCGAAUUAAUUGAAAAGCUUUUAACAAAAAUACCUGAACCACCUGAUAAAUGGGAAAUGCAGCAGGGGUGGACAAGAUACGCUCCAGGUCUACCACCACAACAAGUGCCAUAUCCAUUAGAAGAAGGAUUAGUUUUUGAUAUUGAAGUUGCUGUAACUGUUGGGAAAGCACCGACCUUGGCCACAGCCGUGAGCAGCGAGGCAUGGUAUGGAUGGGUGAGCCAGAUGUUGCUGGAUGGUACAAGCAAACCUGUAACAACCCAUCAUUAUUUUCUCGAUCAGUUAAUACCCCUGGAAAGUACAUCAAAGGACACAGGCAUAAAACUCGCUAAACACAUGAAACAACCUAAAGUAAUUGUAGGCCACAACGUAUCAUACGAUCGUUCCAGAAUUAAAGAACAGUAUUGGUUAAACCAAACCGGUACUAGGUUUAUCGACACAAUGAGUCUACAUGUUUGUGUUAGUGGUUUAACGAGUUACCAACGUGCAAUUCUUAAAGCUGGUAAAACUGACGAAGAAGAUGAAAUUUGGAGACAACAAAGUUCUUUAAAUAGCUUAAAUGAAGUUCAUAAGUUGUACUGUGGAGGAAAAUCUGUAGCGAAAGAAACGCGAGAUCUAUUUGUCACAGGGAGUUUAAAUGAUAUUAAAGGAGAGUUUCAAACAGUUAUGAAGUAUUGUAGUAGUGAUGUUGUGGCUACUUACAAUGUUUUAAAAGAAUUGUUUCCGAUGUUUUUGGAACGGUUUCCACAUCCAGUUACAUUAGCUGGAAUGUUGGAGUUGAGUACUGGUUAUUUACCAAUAAAUUCAAACUGGAAUCGCUAUAUCGAUAAUUCGGAACAAGCUUACGAAGACAUGGACAUUGAGGGGAGAAUUUUGUUAGCGAGGAGGGCUGAUCAGGCGUGCCAACUUUUACACGACGACAAAUAUAAAGAAGAUCUAUGGUUAUGGGAUCAAGAUUGGACAGUUAAAAAUCUCAGAAUGAAGAAAAACUCUUCUAAAAGAAAAGACAUUGAGACACCACCACCACCAGCAAAUGAUGAUCAAACGAUCGACCCAUUGGAAGAGAAAUUUCGCAGUUUAAUGGAGACAAAAGCCAAUAUUUCAAGUGUAAAUUCUCAUCUUCCUGGCUACCCUACAUGGUACAAAAAACUAUGUACGAAACCCGACUCUUCAUCUAACUGGAUUCCUGGACCUCAUCUAAUUAGUACUUCGAUGAGGAUCACUCCUAAGCUAUUAUCCCUCACUUGGGAAGGUUUUCCUUUACAUUAUACUCGAGAAAAAGGUUGGGGUUUUCUCAUCCCUUUCACCGACGAUAUUGAAACCAGUAGAAAGUUGCCUUUGCAAAAGCUUCUCGAAAAGUGUCCAUUAAAAAUUAAUAAAGCCAAAGAAGAUUCCGGUAAGGAUGUUUUCGCCGAUAUCACUCAAAUAGUUCAAGAUAAUUUGAUGCGAAAAGAAUAUUACUCUAAAUUGAAAAAAGACAAAACUCGAGGUGUUUACACUGGCACUGGUAUUUGGUGCAGUACUGAAAUCGAAGACUGUUGUUACUUCUUGAAGUUACCACACAAGAAUGGAUCUGCUUACAAUGUGGGUAACCCUUUAUCCAAAGACUUUUUGAAUAAAUUCUCCGAAAAUGUGUUAGCUGGUGAUACGGAAAGUGCCGAACAAGUGUUGGCUAUCGCUCGCACUUUGUGGUAUUGGCGUAACAACCGUGACCGCAUUUUCGACCAAAUGGUAGUUUGGUUGUACGAGAAAAACCUUCCGAAACAUUUAAGUGGGGGGCAAUAUGGGGCUAUUAUCCCUCAAGUGGUCGUCUGUGGUACACUAACGCGUAGAGCUGUUGAACCGACAUGGAUGACGGCAUCCAACGCCCGAUCGGAUCGAGUAGGCUCCGAAUUGAGAGCAAUGGUGCAAGCACCACCAGGCUACAAUAUAGUUGGCGCUGAUGUCGACUCACAAGAAUUGUGGAUUGCUUCGAUUAUUGGUGACUCACACAGAGCUAAAAUCCAUGGGGCUACACCUUUUGGUUGGAUGACUCUGAGUGGGAAUAAAUCAGACGCCACUGAUAUGCAUAGUGUCACCGCUAAAGCAGUGGGAAUAUCACGUGACCAUGCAAAAGUCAUUAAUUAUGCUCGAAUUUAUGGUGCGGGUCAAAAUUUUGCAGAGAGACUCCUCAAACAGUUCAAUCCCUCAAUGUCAGAGGCUGAAGCCAAAUCCAAAGCCUCGAAAAUGUUCGCUUUGACUAAAGGCAAACGAGUUUAUCGUUUAAAAAAAGAGUUUUUGAUGGAGUAUUGUGACCAAAGUUACUCCCAUUGGCAGGCGUUUGAAAUGGCGAAAUCGUGGGGCAAACGACUUGAUGAUAUGUUCGAGAGACCUAAAUGGGUUGGAGGUACGGAAUCGGCGAUGUUUAAUCGUUUAGAAUCAAUAGCUACGAAUUUGGAACCACGUACACCGUUUUUGAAUGGGAGGUUAAGUCGGGCUUUGGAACCGAAACUGACAAGUGACGAUCGGUAUUUGCCCACGAGGAUUAAUUGGGUGGUGCAAAGUGGUGCCGCCGAUUUCCUGCAUUUGAUGUUGGUGUGUAUGAGGUGGAUUAUGGGUGAUAAGGCGAGGUUCUGUUUGAGUUUUCACGAUGAAGUGAGAUAUUUGGUUCCGGAGAGGUUUAAGUAUCAAGGGGCGCUUGCAAUGCAUGUGACGAAUCUCUUAACGCGAGCGUUUUGUUCAGUGAGAUUAGGAAUUAAUGAUUUACCGCAAUCUGUGGCGUUUUUUUCCACGGUGGAAGUUGAUACUGUAUUGAGAAAAGAUGCGAAAGAUGAUUGUAAGACGCCGUCGAAUCCACACGGGUUGGAAAAAGGGUAUAAUAUUGCCAAUGGAGAAGGUGUGGAUAUAAAUCAAGCGGUUGAGAAAGCUGGAGGAAGAUUUAGUUAUUGGUAUGAACAGUUGAAAUAAUUUUGUUUUGCUGUUAUGAUGUUUUUGUUUGUUAUAAUAAUAAAAUUUUUAUAAGUA
Tribolium madens (black flour beetle) is the source of this 3631-nucleotide messenger RNA. It is a transcript of the gene tam, whose product is annotated as DNA polymerase subunit gamma-1, mitochondrial. Gene Ontology annotation, biological process: mitochondrial DNA replication. The coding region runs from base 44 to 3574 and encodes 1176 amino acids. The record is from RefSeq and is a predicted model, not a curated record. The transcript has 4 exons. Gene Ontology annotation, cellular component: gamma DNA polymerase complex; mitochondrion. Lineage: Eukaryota; Metazoa; Arthropoda; Insecta; Coleoptera; Tenebrionidae. Gene Ontology annotation, molecular function: DNA binding; 3'-5' exonuclease activity; DNA-directed DNA polymerase activity.